AUGGUGGGAGUUGGCGCUGGGUAGCUGUAUCCAGCUGGGUGGCAGGCAGAUCCAAGGGUCACCAUGAAGUUUACGGGACCCGUGGAGAGCCAGAGGUUGUCUCUCCUUCUGGAGAUGGCAAUCUCUAGGGAAGCUCAAAUGUGGAAAGCACAUGUGCCGAAAAUUCAGCCCGAUCAGGAUGUAGCCAUUUCUCCAAAGCAGAGGGAUGAGGUCAUUCAGUGGCUGGCCAAGCUCAAAUACCAGUUCCACCUUUAUCCAGAAACACUCGCCCUGGCCAUCAGCCUUUUGGACAGGUUUUUAGCUGUGGUAAAGGCCCGUCCAAAAUACUUGAACUGUAUUGCAAUCAGCUGCUUCUUCCUUGCUGCAAAGACCAUUGAGGAAGAUGAGAGGAUUCCAGUACUGAAGGUGUUGGCUCGGGAUAGCUUUUGCGGUUGUUCUCCAGCUGAAAUUCGCAGAAUGGAGAAGAUUAUCCUGGAUAAACUGAACUGGGAUCUUCACAUGGCAACGCCACUGGAUUUCCUUCACAUUUUCCACGCAGUCGCGGUGUCCAACAGGCCUCAGCUCCUGUCCAUCCUACCCAAGCUGAGCCCCUCUCAGCACGUGGCGGCGCUCACCAAGCAGCUGCUGCACUGCAUGGCCUGUUACCAGCUGCUGCAGUUCAAGGGCUCCAUGCUGGCGCUGGCUAUCGUCAGCCUGGAGCUGGAGAAGCUGCUCCCCGACUGGCUGGCUCUCAUCAUCGAGCUGCUCCAGAAGGCACAGAUGGAUAGCGCGCAGCUGAUCCACUGCCGGGAGCUCGCGGCACAUCACCUUUCCACUCUGCAGUCUUCUCUGCUGCCCAAUCCUGUAUAUGUCUACAGUCCCCUCCAGCAUACCCUGGUGACCUGUAACAGAGGAGCGUUCAAAUGCCAGCCCUCCUCUGUCCCAGGGCCAGGUUUCUCCAAGGACAACGGCAGGCCAGAAGUGCCGGUCACAGCUACAGCCGCGCUCUACCAGCGUCUGCCAGCUCCCAGCGGUUGCAAGCAAGCCUCUGCCAAGCGCAAAGUGGAAGAGAUGGAAGUGGAUGACUUCUACGACGGUAUCAAGCGUCUCUACAAUGAAGACACUGCUCCAGAGGUAGUGGCUCUUGAGAACAUGGGCUCUGUUUGCGGCGCUGACGUCUCGAGGCAGGAGGGCAACGUUUCCCCUUGUCCGCCUUUACAGCCAGUGUCUGUCAUGUAGCUGUGAGCACACACCACCUGCUGCACCGCAGCUGCACGCGUGAAAAGCCACGCAGAACCUGGCGUGGGGGGAGAAGGGACCAUACCUUGUCAGGCUGAACUGAAGGGAGCCAACAGAAAUAAUAUCCCAGCCCUUUUUUGAAUUUUUUUUUCUUGUGCGGCUAAUUCUAGUUCCACUAUUUAAGCACUUAAAACACAAAAAAGUAUAAAAAUCUAAAAAAGACCCAAAAAACCAAACAAAAAAAGUAGCGAAAAUUUGUUUCUUUCUAGUGUUGUCAGCUCCACUGUUUUUCUGCUCCUGUGUAUUGUAACCCAUCCUCCAUGUCCAAGAGCUCUCAUCAGUUGUGCGGUUGUUUCAGGUUUCCCAGCCAAUUAACACCUCCAGUCUGAUUUCCGUCUGCUCCUUGCUCUUUCUGCUUGCUCCUCUUUUAAUUCUCAGCAAGUCUCGUGCAUGACGUUCUGUACAUUCAUGACAGGUUUCUUUUUUCUUUCUAAAGAAAAAGGCCUUUCUGUUUUGUUAGCACUUUGGUGUUUCAAUGUGAUAAUAUUUAAAAACUGGAUUUAAAUAAGAGGUUAGUCAGGAAAAACACACAACAAUGCUUGCAAAGUGCUCCACACCGCUGUAGCCACAGGAGUGUGAACACACUCUAGAACACGGGGGCAUCCAGCCACGGUGCUCUGUACCUUGAAGUCAAAACUGUGCUGUCAAACACAAAAAGCAGCUAAUGGAUUUCCUAUCGCUUGAACAAAAGCGGUAUUUCUUCUUGUUUGCACCUGGAAAUGUUGCACUCAGUGUGGAUGUUCACCAGCGCUUGACUCUAGACAUCAAGUGCAAACCUUAAAUUCUGCUGAAUCUGGUUUUUUUCUGUGUGUCUAUAAGCUUAGCAUGUGACCAGCACUGCUUGGUGGAGUGCUGGGCAGCCUGAGGUUUGACAGGUUUGUAAUUACCAGUCACAAAAAAAAAAAC
Molecule: messenger RNA, 2184 nt
Organism: Meleagris gallopavo (turkey)
Lineage: Eukaryota; Metazoa; Chordata; Aves; Galliformes; Phasianidae
Source: RefSeq, a predicted model, not a curated record